Molecule: messenger RNA, 3846 nt
Organism: Abrus precatorius (Indian licorice)
Lineage: Eukaryota; Viridiplantae; Streptophyta; Magnoliopsida; Fabales; Fabaceae
Product: protein BASIC PENTACYSTEINE6
Exons: 2
Coding region: 2136-3149 (337 amino acids)
Biological process (GO): response to ethylene
Cellular component (GO): nucleus
Molecular function (GO): DNA-binding transcription factor activity; sequence-specific DNA binding
Source: RefSeq, a predicted model, not a curated record
AGUUGAAAUGAUAAAACAGAGAGAGGAAAUGAAGAAUAGGAAAAUGUAGUGCAAGUAGAGAAAGUGGCAUCGCUUAGGUACAGACACAAACCGGUAAAACCCCCCGACCCUAGUGCCGCACAAUUCUCUUCACUCCUUCUCUCUUCCUUGAAGGUUAGGGUUUCACGUUCCAAUUUUCCCAAUCUUCACUUUUAUUUAUGGCUCUUCUUGUCUGUGCUGGACGCAAUCUCACCUUCAAUUUCUCUCUGACUUACUUUGACUUGAUAUUUUUCACUUCACAGUAUCUUCUACUUUUGAUUUCAGUUUUUUUUUCCUUUUGAAGAAUUGCUCACAUUCGCUUCAACUGCUUCUUCAGAUUUUUUUAAUAUUUCUGCUCUUCACUGUGUUGGAAUCUGUUGGUGGUUAAAAUUCUGGAUCCUCCUUUACUGUUGGACUUAGUGGAAACUCAAGGGUUGAACCGUUCUGGAGAUCCAGGAACUGGAUUUUUAUUCUUGCACAGAAAUGCGUCUGGGUUCAAUUAUUGGUUGACCUCCAUGAUACAAGGAGGGAUGUAGUAAGAGAUUUACGCAAGUGGAGCCGCAUCUCACUGGGAAUGAACUAGUAACGAGGGUUUUGGGUAGUUUAUCUUUAAAAUUAAAAAGCAAAUGAGCCCAAGUAUAGCUUUAUCUAUUUUCAAUUUAGCUAUUGAUAUUCAAUUAUCCAUCGGUCAUGGUCAUGGUCGAGGCUUUUCGUUGCUUUUUGAAAUCCCUUGUAGAUUGAAUGGAGUGAAUGAACGAGUGAGUAGGGUCAACUUAAACUUGUUUACUUUUUUCUUUUCUUUUUUUCAGUUUUGCUGAACUUCAUUGUGCCAAAAUCUUUUAAAUUUCAGCAUGACCACUUUUUCUUGAUUAUUUCCUUUUUUAGUACUCUGCACUUGUUUUGCGUAAGAUAGUCAUUAGUCUUGGAUGAAAGUUGAUAAUAAGUUUCAAAACAGUGCAUUUAAAACUUUGUUUCCUGUUUAUUGAUACUAGGAUUUAGGAGUGUGGCCUUCGUGAAGUACUACUUGAAAAGGAACUUGAUUAUAUGGUUGUCUAUCAGCAUUAUUUGGUGAUAGGUAUCUAUGCAUUAUGUGUUCAGAAGAUUAGAAUAAAAAGGGAUUCUUUCUGCCAAUUCAUUUUGCCCAAUUUUUUCAAUACACUUUUAUGGUUGAUCUUUGUUCAUUUGUUACACCUUUGUUUCCUUGUUGCUUCUAUGGAAGUUCGGAAAUAAGAAUGAUGACUGAUAAGUUUGAUAUGAUAUUGCAAUAAUUUUAAGAACUUUAAUUGUUUCUAUUUUUAUUGCUGUGGACUGGUAACUGCUUGCUACACUACUACCAUGUUCCUUGAAAUUUUUAAAUAACAUUUAUUAUUGACGUAAAAUCAGAGAUUAAGUUAAUGAACUUUCAAAUAUUUCCAUUAUUGUUGCUUUGGUAACAUCUACUCACUAGUUACUACUUUACUACCAGGUCUGCCAUGCAUAUACAUCUGUGUGCGUCUUACUAUCCCCUCAUACCAUAAUUUCCUUUUAAGGUUUCUGGAAACUUUGAAUAUGUGUUUUUUUUAGCUUAUAUGGAAGUGUAUACAUGAAGAGUGAUAGAUCUCCACCUCUCCUCUUAACAACCCCAAAUUAUCAGAACUUAGAAGCUUCCCCACAAACCUAACAGCCUGUUUAUUAUUUCCUAAUUUUAUCCCGAAUUUCCUUUGAGACUUAAUCUGCAAGUCUUUUUAUAUUGUUACCAUCUUUUACAUGUUUUUUUCAUUAUUAUAUUUUAAGACUUACUAAAUCACAUUCUUGUAUAGGAUUAAUUUUCAUCAAGUACCUGCUAGGUGUGUAAUCCCUAUGUAUAAGCAUGGUGAGUAUUUUAAACUUUGCAACAUUCAUUGUUGUUGGGAACUGUUAAUAGAGUAAUUCCUUCCUACCCAAUAUUCCUGCACCUCAAGAAAGAGGAGGAUGAAAAAGAUCCACUAGUUAUACCAAAUUGCCAAUAUAAACUGUAAAGAGUGUGUAUGUUCAUGUGCAGGACUUCUGUCAUACUGUUGUUUGAUUAAUCUAGUUUCAUACUGGUUGAGGAGACCUAGAGUCAAUAUUUAGCUUUUGCUACUAUUUGUGGAUUUCUGAUGGAUGAUGCCGGGCAUCGGGAAAAUGGAAGGCACAAAGCAGAUCAAUAUAAAUCUGCUCAGGGACAGUGGUUGAUGCAACAUCAGCCUUCAAUGAAGCAGAUUAUGACAACUAUGGCUGAAAGAGAUGCAGCCAUCCAGGAAAGAAAUCUGGCCCUUUCUGAGAAAAAGGCAGCACUUGCAGAACGUGAUGUGGCAUUCCUGCAGCGUGAUGCUGCAAUUGCAGAACGAAACAAUGCAAUUAUGGAGCGAGAUAAUGCAAUUGCAACUCUUCAGUAUCGAGAAAACUCUUUGACUAGUGGCAGUAUGCCAUCAUGUCCUCCAGGAUGCCAAAUUUCACGUGGGGUCAAGCAUAUACAUCAUCCCCAGCAACAGGUACAUCAUUUACCUAACAUUGGCGAUGCUUCUUACAGCGCCCGGGAAAUGCACACUACUGAUGCCCUCCCUGCAGCCCCCAUCCCUACUGAGGCUGGGAAAUCACGGCGAGCCAAACGGCCAAAGGAACCUAAGUCAACUUCGCCUAAUAAAAAGACUUCAAAAGCAGCAAAAAAAGUCAAGAAGGAAAGUGAAGACUUGAAUAAGGUUAUGUUUGGCAAGGCGCAUGAGUGGAAGAGUGGUCAGGAAAUGGUUAACGGAGGUGAUGAUCUUAACAAGCAGUUAGCAGUGUCAAAGGCUGAUUGGAAAGGUCAGGACUUGGGAUUGAACCAAGUGGCUUAUGACGAGUCAACCAUGCCACCGCCGGUAUGCUCUUGUACUGGUGUUCUGAGACAGUGUUACAAAUGGGGUAAUGGGGGCUGGCAGUCUGCCUGUUGCACAACUACUCUGUCAAUGUAUCCACUUCCUGCCGUGCCCAACAAGAGGCAUGCACGGGUAGGUGGUCGGAAGAUGAGUGGAAGUGCUUUCAACAAGCUGCUCAGUAGGCUUGCAGCAGAAGGUCACGAUCUGUCAAACCCUGUUGACCUCAAGGACCAUUGGGCCAAACAUGGAACAAACCGAUACAUCACAAUAAAAUAGAUGGUGGGAAAUUGUUCGAGGCCGCAAUACAUGCUUCAAAACAGCUUUUAUUGAUCACUUAUGAAUUCUCAAGCUGAACUAGGAGGAAAAUAAUGCAAGUGUAAAGGUCGUCAGGGAAAGCUAAUAUUUAAUGUUUGCCCCUACCUAUAUUUAGGAUGCAUAGUCCUACGGGAUGUUGGCUAUAUUAGGGGUUGAAGAAACGACUAUAUAAUCAUCCUUGUCAUUUGUGGUCUGGUGGCACCAAUGGCAUGUAUAAAAAGUUUGUAUGAUGGAUAAAUAGCUGUUAGAUAGUCUUGGUUAAUGCAUGGUAGUCCUUAAACCGGAAUAAUUCUACUCUUAUUUCCGUAGUCAUCCUGGAACACUAUCUACGAGUUAAUAUGUGAAAUUGACUAUGUAUUUUAAUUUUUUCCUAGUUUCAUGUUUUUAAUUUUACCUCCUCCUUGAAGCCUAUCCAUGAGUUUAGUUAUUAUUGGUGGUUGCAACAGGAAUUGGCAUCCUAAGAUGGUUGACGCCAGAGGAUUAAGCAAUUCUCACUAAGUGUUGGGGGUCAUCGGGAACAUGGCUCUUAAGUCUUGAUAGCGUCUUUUCAUGUAUGAUACGCAGAUUAAAAAGCACCUAAGAAUAAUGUUUGGCAGCUGUAGAGACCCGACCUGUUCCCCCUUUUUUUAUUUGCACAUUAUAUUUAAGAUUUUGUGUU